CUUUUCCCUGUUUCCUCUUCAUCAGUCUGUUGCUGAUUCUAGUGUUUCACUUAACGCCGAUCGACUCAAAUCAUUUUCGGGUACACAAUUUCUUCAGCAGAAUAAUUUGCUGACCUCAGGAUUACAUAGUCUAGUCAGCCGAUCGCAAUACGUUGCGAUCUUUAAUUUGUAAUCAAAUGUACGCCGUCAGUCCUCAUUCUUGCGUUUACUUUUAGUCACGCAGAUUUUUUCUAGAUUCUUCGUAUCCUAAACCCCUACUAUGAGCACCUCGCUACUAGUCGUUGUUUAGUACCCAUUUUGCAGAUUUUGAGUGUUCUAUCAAGUUUGCAAUUCUGUACCGAAGCUUGCGAGCAUGUCCUCCAGCACGGAAGCCGUUCCUGAUGAAAGAAAUAAAUUGAUUGACACAGCAGUGCUGUUUUUAAGAGGACCACAAGUACAACAAACACCCCUGGAGCUUAGAAAGCAGUUCCUGAAAAAGAAAGGACUGACUGACAAUGAAAUUGCCAUAGCGUGUGAUAAAGCUGGGAUUAAUACGUUUACACAGCUUGACUCAACUGGACACAAUCAUGUUUCACUGUCUGUUAAUCACCAAAUUGCUAGACCUGCAGAAACAACCACCAGUUGGAUCCAAUUAUUCAAAGACAUUUCAUACACUGUUGGUUUUAUCAGUGGAAUUUUCUAUGCUCUAUACCUCUUUUACAAGAAAUUUAUUCGACCUUGGCUUUUCAAUGUGGACAGCCCAAAAAGCAUCGAAGCCACUGUUAGUGACAUAGAAGGAUUAACCAAAGAUUUAAAGAGUGAAGUUCACCAGUUUCAAGAGGAACUUGAGAAAAUUUCCGACCACCAGAGCAGUAUGAAAAAAACGCUUACCUUUCAAAUUGCCGAACUUAAGUCUGAGAUAGCUUCUUUAAAAGGCCUCAUGGUUAACAGGAGACAAUUCCCCUCUACACCAGCUCUGUCUGCUCCUGUUUCUAUACCAUCCUGGCAGCUUGGUGAAGAGGGCAAUGAAGAAGGUGGAAAUGGAUCAAACUCGGGAGCAAGUGAUGCAGAAGCCUCUAAUAACAACGGCAGCGAUAGCAGUCUUGAAAUGAUCCGUUCUUGUCAUGACAAUGCCAAUGAAAAUGACCAUAAUUAAUUAAACUGGUGAUACCUAUCCUAUGGCACUUGCCAUAAAGGCACAGUCAAGUGAGGAAGAAGGCUAUGGCUUUUGAAGCACCUUACUACCCAAAAAAGGUCAUAUUCUACGAUUUCUAGAAAUUUUACCUUUGAACAUACCCCUACUAGUUGCUUGAUACACUAUACUCCUUUUCUCUACGAAAAUUGUCCGGCUGUGGCCUUUGCUUCGUUUGAUUCUGCCGUGCUAAGGAAGAACGCCGCAUGAACCAUGACAUUGAAACCAAGAUAAUAGCGUUCCAAGUCUAUUGCAUGCCCUUCCUCAGGAUUUACAAUUUUUAAGUUCGCGUUUAGUCUUAGCAACCGUUGAAUCCCUCGGCUGCUUAUUCUGGUUCAGCUCUCUUAUUGAAACAGAAUGAUUUCUGUCAAAAUCACCAAAAAUUGAGGACAAGUUGUGUUUACGGUAAACGACCUCCCAUGUUGAGUCUUUAUUUCUCUAUUGCAUGGGGAAAACGUCAUGAGUGGCAUGUGCGGUCUGAGUUUCCUGGAUCUCAACUGUUACAGCCCACGCAUUUGUUAGCUUGCCCAACGAGCAUUCUCUAUACAUAGGGAGAACCAGCAGAAGCACACCUUUUCUGGCUUCAUCAUCAAAAAAAGCAUUUCGUGAAAACUCAUGUCUAAUUCCCCCCCCCUCCCAUAAUUUUUUAGCUCAUGCAACGCUCUUCCAUAGCAUGGCAGAAUUGAAUUUCUGAUUUCAGCACUGUCAUGUUUCUCUUCAUUAUUUUCUGGUUUUGGGUGAAGGAUUUGAACUAGGCAUUUUUGAGUCUCAUUUGAGAGUAAAUUUGAGAGCCUGGAAUUUUUGGGUAAUGUUUCUCCAUUUUUUCAUCCAAUCAUUGUGUGCUGGUCAAGGAACUCUAAUAAGAUUAAGGAUGAAAAAGGAUGAACAAGUGGGCUAGGUUUGUAUUAAAGAGAAAAUAAAAAGAGCCACAAGUAAUGAACUUGCAAAAAAAAGGAGGAGAGGGAUUGGAUAUGCAUUCUACCUGUGAAAAACUCGAAUUUCCUAUGUGUUGGGAAAAAAAUCUGACAAUAAGUCGUGAGCUAAAACGUUUUUGCGGAACAGAUUGUAGGAGAGAAUAUUGCAUUGAAGGAAAGCUUUUGAAGAUUCAGUUAAUGACUUCUUUCUUUGGAUAAGCUUCUUUUAUCUCCAUUUCUAUUUCUUGAAUCUUUAAGGAUGAAAUGCACGGUGGACUAAACAAAACGAUGUGCUGUCUGGUCUUUCAAGUACCUUGGUGCUAUUUGCUGACAAUGUUUCCAUUUUAGAGAAAAACUAUCAACUCUGGUGUGUCAAGUAAAUAAUUUUAGCAUUUUCAUUCAUUCAAGAUUAUGAAUUAAAGACAUGAUCUUUAGGGUGCAACUUAUUUGUCCAAGGGGGAAAUUGCACUCAAAAUGAGUUUUUUCCCUCUGCAGCAAGAGUUCGGGCAUAAUGCAGAGGCAUGAUGUCACAUUGGCUAAUUGAUCUAUGGUCACAACCUGCAUCUGUUGACGGGUGCCUCUGCGUUUUACUGCCUCUGUUCCUGACAUUAAUUUUCCUAAAAACAAAAAAGAAAAGAAUCCGUGAGAUAGGACCCUGCAUACUCAUAAAAAUGUGUACUACAAGCGAUUUUCCAUUCUUUUAUCACAUUAAACCCAUCUAUAAAUGCAGAUCAAAAGUCAUCAUUGCACAAACUUUCUACGAGCUACCAUUUUCGCACAAUCCGUGGUUUAAGCUUCAAUAAUUCCUUGAAUAAAAGGAGGCAGUGCAGUGAUAAGGAGCCAACAAGGCCCCCUUCUUUAAAACUGGAGAACGUUCUAGAUAAAAACAAGGAAAAACUCAGCUGGUUAGAGGUAAGGGAGAGAGAGAAACUGAUUCGGAUGGUCAUGGGAAAAGGCAUGGGGAAUCCGAGAUAACACUGCCUGGGGUUUUCCUGAUUUCCUUGUUGACACAGAACCAAUCGUACUCAAGUGCUGAGUGCUCAAUGAGGGAUGUCUUUGACUUGUCAUCGCUGCUCUGCCUCCUUUUAUUUAAGGAAAUAUUAAAACCACAACAGCGGAUUGGUGCAAUGAUGACUUUUGAACAGCAUCCAUAGACGAGUUGAAUGCGAUAAAAAAAAUGAGAAAUCGAUCGUGGUACACAUUCCUAUCAGGAGUGUGUGGGGUCCUUUGAUUUUUCGAGGAAAGUAGUGCAUGAUGAGAAGACUAAUGUCAUUUUUUAUUUCAGGAGUCUAAAACACUCGAAAGAUCAUGUAUCGCAUGCCUAACAAAUUUUUCCCUGUUCUUGAUAACAAGGUUUUUCCAGUCAAAUGGCAUAAUCUGCCCAUUUGCCACUAUGAAGAGAUAGGGAUGGAUGUGCCAUGUGCUAGUGCUAAGAUAAUUUCCCAUCCGAGGGGACAUGAACAUUUUCCAUCAGGUGUCUGAUGCAAUGAUGUAUAAUAAUUUUUUUUCUCCUGAAGUAUAAAAUGGCCUUUUUUCCAUUGUGCAUUACCUACAUUCUCAAAAAUUGAAAUUUCCAUAAAAAUAUGUUUUAUUUUUUAGUAGCUACGAAAGUUCAUUUUUCCGGAAAAUUGGUACAUGGUGGAAAACAGUGUCAUAUUCAUUAGCAAAAAGUCAUUUGCAGUGCAGUGCAGUAGCUGCUUGGUAGAAAAAGUUCUCCAUUGUUUUGGAUUGGAAACAAUCAGAUCAGUUUUAAAUGGUAAUAUGAGAUGACGCCCUCUGACCGAGAAAACUCUUUGUCAGGAACAGAGGGAAAAUUUGUUGGACCUUGGGCAUGUGAACAUUUAAUGUAUGUUUUCCUGUUUCUUUGGCUGCUGAAUCCAAAAAUGAUUAAUUUUCCUUUAUUAUGCUCAAACUCUCUAAGAAAUUGCUGUAGGAGUAGAACCAAGGUUAUUAUUGGACUCGGCGUUGGGAAAAAGAAAUUGUCUGCAGACCUGUGUAAUCUAAAAAAAACUAUACAGCGUUUAGUUUUUCUAAGUAAUGUGAAAAAGAGGGAAUACAGGCAUUAACAGAUCUAUUACAUUUCUAUGUCUGUUUUAUAUUUAUCAGUAUCAAGCACUUAAUCUUUGAAAAUGGCAAUUUUGAUAUCACAGUGUAUCUGACACUCUAAUGAAGAAUCAAAAUCCUGCUUUUCUUAAAAACCUGCCAUCUGAAACUUGCUGUGUUUUUGUUUUUAUUUGUCAGAGUUACUUAUGGACUGACUUUCGUACUAACUGAGCUUUCCAGAUUUUAAAUUUAGAACAUUUGUUUAGCUGUGGUAUGCCUUCAAGGCUUUGUCCUGAUGCUUGCACCUAAUUCAGGAAAAAAAUCGAUGUUUCUGGCUGUGCUCAACAUUUUUAUACCUGUAAUGUAUUAGUCGUUAUGCUGUACCGCUUAGGAUGUAAACCAAGUCGUUAUUGCUUGUUUUCAUAAACUAUCAGCAGCAUCCGGAAAGUGAGACUGAAAAAAUAUUUUUUAAGUCAAUUUUCAACUUGUUCUGUGAGGAAUUUUUCAGAAAACGGGUGUAAAACAAAACACUGAAUUUUGAUAAAAAAAAUAAAGAAACUCUUAAAAGUUAAUGAAGUUUCCUACCUUUAAGAUUAGGUUCAAGAUUUUUUAAAGGAGUGUUUCCCUUUUGCUUGAUUUUUUUCAUUAUUUAACCAUCCAUGGAUAAAGGACCCCAGUGCCAAUACAUUCCAACUGAAUUCAUUGCUACUAUUCUUAGAGGGGUGAUUAGCAAAUGUUUUGAAACAAAAGAGUGCCCCAAAAUUUCAAAUUCAAUCAGAGUCUCUCUUGUUUUAAGUUUCCAGUUUCUAUAUAAUACAUGUUAAAAAAAGAAAAAAAUUAGGUUUGAAUUUCCCAUGGUUGAAACUUAAAUUGUCUUGUUAGAAGUAAGCUUUAAGCCCAUAAUCGAUUCAAAAACGAACUGAAGCUCGGUUUACUCAAAUACUUAUUUUUUAGGGUGCUAAGAGCAUUACACAAUUUUCAUUCUUAAAUCCACAUAACUUAACAAAAACCACUCGGAUACGAAUUUAGCACUGAAAUUCUUCUCCCAAUAUUGUGGAACAUUAAUCUAGGUAUCAUGAUCAUUGGAAAUUAUUUUCUGAAAAAUGUCUGCAUUUUGUAAGCUGGUCGAUUUGAAAACUAAAGGAAUUUUCGUCUUAUAGGACUAGGGAACAUUAAAAAAUUCAGAAUAUUUUCUCUUUAAAAUCUGUUGAUAUUUUGGAGAAGGAAAUAUGAGGCAUCUUGAAGCUGAGAGAGCUAUUUCCAUUUUGCUGAUGAUCUACACAAUGCUAGUAUUCUUACGUAAUCCAGGGCUUGUGAGUAAUAUGGACUUUGCCCCCUUUGCUUCAAGAUGCCUCAAUGCUUUCAAGGCGAAGCAUGGACCUACCUACUUCCUGUCGCUUACACUUGGAACAACUUGAUGACUUGCCAUGGAAGCCUUUUUAUUCAUGGAAUGGGAAUGCCGUUUAUUUUGUAUUACAUUUUUUUAUUGAACCACGCACUGUUGCAUGGCAACUAGAGAAUAGUCGUAGGUACAAGGACUGGAGCACAAUGUAAGGAGACUUUGAAUUUUUGUUCAUUUUAGGUUCCUUACUUGUUUGUCUCUUUUAUUUUUUAUUAUUUUUAGUUGUUUAGUAUAUUGUUAUGUGAUUGUGAUUAGUAUGUUUUUCUGUUGGUUUCUUUUCUUAUUUUAUUGCACUGGGCUUUGCCUGAAAAAAAUUUGGAAUAAAAAACAAAAAAUAAA
This is a messenger RNA of Bemisia tabaci, 5869 nucleotides long. RefSeq names its product peroxisomal biogenesis factor 14 (gene Pex14). Gene Ontology annotation, cellular component: peroxisomal importomer complex; peroxisomal membrane. The record is from RefSeq and is a predicted model, not a curated record. Gene Ontology annotation, molecular function: signaling receptor binding. Gene Ontology annotation, biological process: protein import into peroxisome matrix, docking. Lineage: Eukaryota; Metazoa; Arthropoda; Insecta; Hemiptera; Aleyrodidae.